This is a messenger RNA of Brassica rapa (field mustard), 5815 nucleotides long. RefSeq names its product endoglucanase 21. The record is from RefSeq and is a predicted model, not a curated record. Gene Ontology annotation, molecular function: hydrolase activity, hydrolyzing O-glycosyl compounds. Gene Ontology annotation, biological process: carbohydrate metabolic process. NCBI's taxonomy places the organism in Eukaryota, Viridiplantae, Streptophyta, Magnoliopsida, Brassicales, Brassicaceae.
AAUAAAUAAUAUUAUUUGAAAAACUUAGUCAACAAAUAAUAAUUUAGUAGCAAUUAAAUAAUAUAAUUUUCAAUUCCAUAUUUCAAGAAAAAAUGGAGAAAUCUAUACAAACAAAAAGGAAAAAAAAACUGAAUAACCAUAGUUCAAUUGGUGAAACACCUCCCUUCUCACACUCUUAUAUCCCGAGUUUGAUGCCACCUUGACACCUAAUUUAAUUUUAAUUUUUUUUCAAAAAAAAAAGAAAAAACAAAAAGAAAAAAAAUCAUUUACAAUAUUUUUGACAUUUCAUCAAUUCUAAGCAAAAAUAACCUGACUUGCUUUUUGGACACUAAACUCAAGUUUAAAGAAAUUAACAAAAAAAUGAUGAAAACCACAACCAAGGAUUAAUAAAUAAUUAAAAUAAAUAUUAAAAAAAAUAUUUUACUAAAAUCAGUUGGAUUAAAAUAAGAUAUUAUAACAAUUAAAACAACAAGUAAUUUAGUGAAAAUACAUAAUAUAACUUGAGUUUGGUGCAAAAUUUAGUCAACAAAUAAUAAUUUAAUAAAAAUACAUUAUUUAAUCCAAAUAUGUAUAAACUUUUAAGAAUAAAUAGAAAAAAUCAUAAGAACAAAUAAAUAAAAGAACUGCGUUUAUGAUUUUUUUAACAGAUCGUUUUCUUUGUUUUGUGGUUACCGAACUUCAAAUUAAAAUGAUGAAAAAAACAUAACCAAUGAUUAAUACAUAAUCAAAACAUUUCUUUAAAAAAACAUGAUCUAAUAAUGAAACAAUAAAAAAUACCAUACACAAUACCAUCACUAAAUCAUCGAGACACUCCUAAAAGAAACAAAAAAAAGUAUCAGAACACUGCCUCUUACACUUUGAAAUUAAAGUAAAUUGUUACAAAAUCUAGAACAGUCCUACAAAUAACGCAUAAGAACAUACAUCAUAGCGGAUGUCUGGAUGACGUAAAAGAAAUCAAGCAAAAAAAUAAAUAACUACACUACACCACUUAGAUAAAAAUAAAAACAUUUUCACAGCUAUGUAAUUAUUCAAUUUAGUCAACCGCAGGUCCGCAACGUCUUCAUCUCUCAAUAUUGUAACUACCUAUAGAAGCAAAAAUCACAUAAAAAUACUUAUUCACAAAAAUAUAUAACCAACUCUUUAAAGCUAUACAUAUAUCGAUCCAAACACUUAAAAUAGUUUUUAAUAUAGUGAGUUUUCCACAGUUCAAAAAAACAUAUGGUGAGUUUUCCAUAACAAUACUUAGACUGCAAUUUGUUCAAAAAAAAAUUACUAAUCCCUCAGUUCCAUUUUAGAAGAGGUGUAUUCAAUUUAGGAUCUGGAAAUAUUUGAAAAUGAAUAAAUUUACAUGACAUUAUGGCUUUGGUGAAUUAGGAAAAAAAUACUGAUUUGUUGUUAAACUCUUUGCAAAUACUAUGAUUUACAUGACUUUGGUGAACUAGGGAAAAAUACGAUGAUCUAUAAGAGACUAUAACUGAUGAAGAAUUCAAAAAGUCAAGUUCACUAUGUACUUACCUUGCAAACACAUGGUGGAGAUUGGAGAAUAACCAUAAUGGAGAGACUCCGUAAAUAGAAAAACAUCAUCUAAUUAUUUAAAAGUUAAAAGAUAAAAAAGAAAUGCAAAACAAGUAAGCAUCUGAAAGCAAGAAUCUCCCGUAAUGCACCACAUAAUUAUUCAAAUUCAUUAGUUUUGUUCUCUCAAUUGUGAACACUAAAACUCUUAAUCAUAAUUUGCUUAAUUAUUAUUUAUUAAAAUGUUAUAAUUUAUUUAUUAAUACUGUUUUAGUGACCUUUAAAUGUAUACUUUCUUUGUAAUUUUUUUAACGAUUUAACCAAUUUUGAUCAAUAUUAAAGAUUAUAAUGUAAAUAUAAUUUCUUAAGAAGUUAAAUAUAAAGUUUUGUUACGGAUACAAACACUUCAAUCUUAAAGUUAAACAAACCUUAAAAGUAAAAUUGAUAAUAGAUAUACUUUUAGAAAAGUUUAUUCCCAAAAACCUAAUAAUAUAAUUUUUUAGUAUGAGAAAAUAAUUCACUAGCACCACAACAUCCAUUACAAGUAAAAUUUCAUUCUUUUUGUCUUCUCCACACUUUCUCGUUGCUAGCUAUAGCAGUAGCCAUUACCUUACGAUCCAUCUCAACGAAGAAUUCAUAAAGGUUAGUUCAGUAUUUUUCUUGAAUGUUAUUUACACCUUUGUUAUCGUUGAUUCUGUGCACUUAUGUUCCUUUCUUUUUUUACUGGUAUGGAAAGAAUGGUUUCGUGAUAUUCUGAGGUGUUUAGAUGGCUUAUCGUGUUAUAACUAAACUUGAUGCUCAUUAAAAUUUCAGUUUUUUAUAUACACUUGGAUUUUUUCUCAUUCUUCUUCACAUUUAGUUGCCAAUCUUCUUGUCUAAUUACUACUCAGCAAAGUACUGUCUAAUUAUAUACACAGGGUUUCGUGAUAUUUUUUUUUUGUAACUUGGCAUGGGUUUCGUGAUAUUCUAAGGACUUUUUGAUUCUCAUGAAAUUCAUUUUUCUGAUUUUUGAAUUUAAAAAAUAGUAACAUGGAAAAAGAAGAGCAAAAUAUAAUAAGAUUCUUUUUUUUGAACAAUAAUAAUAUGAAAGCUAUCAAAAACAAUAUAUAUAUAUAUAUAUAUAUAUAUAUAUAUAUAUAUAUAUAUAUAUGUGUGUGUGUGUGUUUGUGUAUAUGACUUUUGGUGUUUGACACAAAAUAUAACAUUUUAGAUCAAUAAUUGUUUAGACUUUGUUGUGGGGCAAUCUUCUACUUAUAUGUCAAGGCAUAUUCAUAUGAUUUGUGGUGUUUGAUUUACAAAUUUAAUCUUAUUGAUCAGUUAAUUGUUUAGUCGCUAGCUUGGUUGUUACCUGGGUGACUGGGUCCAUUGUCCUUAAUUUGGUAAGAACUUUUUGAAGUGUUCACGACGUUUGGGUACCAAAUAUAUCACAACUCCACGCUGAAAAAAUUACUAAAUGGAUCUAGGUCCACAUAUAAGUAGACAGAACUAAUUGUUGAUCGCCACAUGUCAAUUUACUCCAUGAAACAAAAGAGUAUGGCAGAAACCAGAGUGUCCAUUUUGAUUCUUUGUUUUUUUUUUGUUCAACGUCCAUUUUGAUUCUAUGACGUUCAUUCAUUGUCAUUUUGAUAAUACUAAAAGAAAGCAGCUUUCCCUCUGUUUCGAUAUGCUCUUAGAAUAAGCUAAUGCUUGAAGAAGCAACGUUUCUGCUUAAAUCUUUAGCAUUUGAAAAUCAUCAGAAUCACUUAGUUUAGUUGAUAUCUUUGAAGGUCUUACUUUCACUACUCUUUGGUAGGGGUUUUGCUACUUCACUUUCUGCAUAACAAUGUGAAUAUCAAAUCUAAUGUUGUUUGGAUGCGUGCAUUGAAAAGCUUUUUCUUAGCUUGUGUGCUAAAAGGCUUGUUCCUUGUUUCAUGGUAUUGAAUGUUGGUCGCAUUUUCAUCAACAAGGAUAGUAGUUUAUUUCAAACUUAACCUUGUCUGCAUGGGUCUUUUGGAAACAAUAAUUUCGACAUGAUCAUACCACUUAUCUCUUUAUGUUUAGUAUUCAUCACAUCACAUUUGCAAAACUCUUUAUGUUUAGUUUGUAGAUCACAAGAAAACUCUUAUCCUAAUUUUAAGUGUUCAAUUGUCUGAUCUCUUUCUUUCCCUGUGUCUACUAGGUCUGGAGUAAAGAUGAGAAGAGAAGUGGAACUGCAAGAGGUGGACUGGACGGCUUUUCCAAAACCGUCGGAAGAGAUGCAGAGUAGCUGGCUAUUGCAGCACUCACCGAAGCCCAAGAAGAAAACUGUAAGGAAACGGACUUGUGCCUGGACGCUAGCCUUCAUUGGGGUGGUUAUAGCGUUUUCGAUGACGGUUAGAGCUCUCACGCAUCGCCACCACUACCAGCAACAAGCGCCUGGCGCUUAUAACAUGGCGCUUCACACCGGACUGAAGUUCUUCAAUAGCCAGAGAUCUGGGCGCUUGCCAGACCAAAACAACAUUACCUGGAGAGGCGAUUCCUGUAUUCAAGAUGGGAAGUAUCCUGGGAGCAGCCACCCAAACCUGUCUGGAGGUUAUUAUGAUGGUGGCGACGCGAUAAAGUCUAAUUUCAAGAUGUCUUUUGCGAUGACCAUGUUGAGCUGGAGUGUCAUCGAAUAUCAUGCCAAGUACCAACAACUCGGCGAACUCAGCCAUGUUGAAGGAAUUAUCAAAUGGGGAACUGAUUACUUUCUCAAGACUUUCGACUCUAGUGCUGCCGAUUCAAUCCAUGAUAUGGUGUCACAGGUCGGAUCUGAAGGAACUGAGCGUUACUGCUGGAUGCGCCCUGAGGACAUAGAUUACGAAAGAAAAGUACAUAUAUGCAUCAGUGAAUGCCCUAAUCUUGCUGCAGAAAUGGCGGCUGCACUUGCAUCAGCGUCCAUAGUUUUCAGUGAAAACGAUGCGUAUUCUCAGAAGCUUAUUCAAGGCGCCAAGAUUCUCUACAGGUUUGCAGAGUCUUCUAUCAAAGGCAGUGGUAGAAGCGCAAGAUCGUCUUGGGAUGAGCUUCUAUGGGGUGGGGUUUGGCUCUACUACGCCACUGGAGAUGCAACUUACCUCGACCGGGUAACGACUCUUGCGUUGGCCGAUCCUUCUGAUUCUUUCUCGCGUGACUCUGGCGUGUUCAGUUGGAACACAAAACUAGCAGGGGCGCAGCUGCUUUUGACCCGGAUGAGAUUGUUUUUGAGCCCUGGAUAUCCAGCUGAAGAGGUUUUGAGGAAAUUUCAUAAUCAGAUCAGCAUCGUUAUGUGCUCUUACUUACCGUCUUUCAACAAGUUCAAUAGAACUAAAGGAGGUUUGAUCCAGUUAAACAAUGGAGAUCCCCAGCCUCUCCAAUAUGCUGCAAACGCGGCUUUCCUAGCCGCUUUAUACGGUGAUUACCUAGAGGCUUCUGAUACUCGUGGAUGGUCAUGUGGGCCUAAUGUCUACUUUACUAACGUACUAAGGGACUUCUCGAGAUCGCAAGUUGAUUACAUUCUCGGGAAAAAUCCUGAAAACAUUAGCUAUGUCGUGGGAUAUGGGGAGCGUUACCCAAAACAUGUACACCACAGAGGCGCUUCGAUACCAAAGAACCGGAAAGAGAGCUGCAAGGGAGGGUGGAAAUGGAGAGAAAGCUCAAAGGAAAACCCAAAUGUGAUUGAAGGAGCAAUGGUCGCUGGACCGGACGGGCAUGAUGUGUUCCAUGAUGUUCGUACCGCAAACUAUACAGAGCCGACCCUGACGGGAAAUGCGGGACUCGUCGCUGCUCUAGUUGCUUUAUCAGGAGAGAAACACAUGCUUGACAAGAACCGUAUGUUCUCUGGCGUGCCUCCCUUGUUUCCGGACGUACCUCCGCCACCAGCUCCUUGGACACCUUAGAGAAUGGUGUGAUUAGUCUUAUGCUCUGGACACCUUAGAGAAUGGAGAUUAGUCUUAUGCUCUGAACUCUCUUUUGAUCUACCUUGUUUUCUGAACUCUCGUAUGUAUUAUCGUUAUGGAAGACAUGGUUUCAGGGGAUGUUAGUAUCUACAUGUUUUUGGUUGUUCCACAUAUUUGUAUUCCUCUUCUGAUUCCUUAUGAAGACUUUAUAAUUGCAAGAUGAGAAUGAGAAAGAGAAUGUUAUAUAUUUGUAUUGAGAAAGAGAGUGUUAUAUAUUUGUAUUCGUCUUCUAGUUCCUUAUGGAGACUUUAUAAUUGCAAGAAGAGAAUGAAAAGCAAGGGGUAAUCUCUGAACCAUGUACUAAACCCAUUUAGAUCAAUAACCAAUUCAUUGCAAAUCAAAAGUCUGCAUUUUCUUCAGCAGCUCUGUGU